Molecule: messenger RNA, 4114 nt
Organism: Phyllopteryx taeniolatus (common seadragon)
Lineage: Eukaryota; Metazoa; Chordata; Actinopteri; Syngnathiformes; Syngnathidae
Product: potassium voltage-gated channel subfamily A member 3
Exons: 4
Coding region: 437-2032 (531 amino acids)
Biological process (GO): potassium ion transmembrane transport; protein homooligomerization
Cellular component (GO): membrane; voltage-gated potassium channel complex
Molecular function (GO): delayed rectifier potassium channel activity; protein binding
Source: RefSeq, a predicted model, not a curated record
CGAGGUCUCCAUGACGGCAUUAAACAUAAGGGGCGGGGUGGAGGACAAUCAAUCAUCAUUUGAUUGAUUCUGUUUUAUGCUCAAAUCUGCACAACACUUUUGUUCCAGGUGCGGUUGUUUGAUGAAGCGCUGUGGAAAUGGAGUUGAGCGCGCGACACGCAGGAGAGGCGGGCACGCCCAAAGAACGUUGCGAGUUGAACGACGGCCGACUGUUGCGCGUUGAGCGCGCGUCCUUGCGCGUUGCCAUUGGCCGCGCACCCGGGCGCGGCGCACUGUGGGCGGGUGCAAGGCUCGUUUAUAACCCCCGCGUCUCCGGUGGUGGGCGGGAGCAGCAACAACCGAGCGGAGCGAGAGUGGAGGAGGACGACGGAGACGCCAGACAGCGGGCUGUAGCGGCGGCGUGCCGCCGCGGAGGGGGCGAGGCGGCCGUCCCCGGAUGCGUCGUGAGCCGCGCAUGGACGACCACCGGAGCCUCCUGCAAUCACCCCCGCCGAGCGUGAGCAAAGCACGGGGCGACAACCUGGUGAACCACGCGUACACCGAGACGGAGGCUGACGUCAUGACCGUGGUGGCGUGCGACAACAUGCUGGAGGAGUCGGCGGCGCUCCCGGGCCACCACUCUCUGGACCGAUACGAACCGGACCAUGAGUGCUGCGAGAGGGUGGUCAUCAACAUAUCCGGCUUGCGCUUCGAGACGCAGCUCAAGACCCUGUCGCAGUUCCCGGAGACCCUGCUGGGGGACCCCAAGAAGAGGAUGAGGUACUUCGACCCCCUCAGGAACGAGUACUUCUUCGAUCGGAACCGACCCAGUUUCGAUGCCAUUCUCUAUUACUACCAGUCAGGAGGGCGCAUCAGGAGACCCGUCAACGUCCCCAUCGACAUCUUCUCGGAGGAGAUUCGCUUCUAUGAGCUGGGCGAGGAGGCCAUGGAGAAGUUCCGGGAGGACGAGGGCUUCAUCAAGGAGGAGGAGCGGCCCCUGCCAGAGAACGAGUUCCAGAGGCAGGUGUGGCUGCUUUUCGAGUACCCGGAGAGCUCGGGCCCGGCUCGGGGCAUCGCCAUCGUCUCCGUCCUGGUCAUUCUCAUCUCCAUCGUCAUCUUCUGCUUGGAGACGUUGCCCGAAUUUCGCGACGAGAACCGGGACGCCCUCCCCGCGGCGCCGGCGAUUAACGGCACCUUCCCCUACUCGGUCAGCCCCUUCUCGGACCCUUUCUUUGUGGUGGAGACCUUGUGCAUCAUCUGGUUCUCCUUCGAGCUUCUGGUGCGCUUCUUCGCGUGUCCCAGCAAAGCCACGUUCUCCAAGAACAUCAUGAACAUUAUCGACAUCGUGGCCAUCAUCCCUUACUUCAUCACCCUGGGGACGGAGCUGGCGGAGCGGCAAGGGAACGGCCAGCAGGCCAUGUCCUUGGCCAUCCUGCGCGUCAUCCGCCUGGUGCGCGUCUUCCGCAUCUUCAAACUCUCGCGUCACUCCAAAGGCUUGCAGAUUUUGGGUCAGACCCUCAAGGCCAGCAUGCGAGAACUGGGCCUGCUCAUCUUCUUCCUCUUCAUCGGCGUCAUCCUCUUCUCCAGCGCCGUGUACUUCGCCGAGGCGGACGACCCGGACUCGGGAUUCAACAGCAUCCCGGACGCCUUCUGGUGGGCCGUGGUCACCAUGACCACCGUGGGCUACGGGGACAUGCACCCGGUCACCAUCGGGGGCAAGAUUGUGGGCUCUCUGUGCGCCAUCGCCGGCGUGCUGACCAUCGCGCUGCCCGUGCCGGUCAUCGUGUCCAAUUUCAACUACUUCUACCACAGGGAGACCGAGGGCGAGGAGCAGGCCCAGUACCUGCACGUGGGCAGCUGUCAGCCGCUGGCCGAGCCCGAGGAGCUGAGGAAGACGCGCUCAUCUUCCUCGCUCAGCAAGAGCGAGUACAUGGUGAUGGAGGAGCACGGCAUCAACAGCGCCUUCAAGCAGCAGCCCAACUUUCCCACCAGCGCUCAGAACAACUCGCAGAACUGCAUCGGCGUCGACAAGAAGAUCUUCACCGACGUGUAGUCGGUUCCGCUGUCACGGACGUCGCGAGUGGACGUGCGCGGGGUCGGAGGUCAACGAGCACGGAAGCGGUGCUGGAUCAGUGAGGAGUUAGGAAAAAAAAAAAAAAGAAAAAGGAGACAAAGUCCCGUCUGCUCACAUUGCGAGAAUUACAAUUGGUUUCAGAGCUCACGAUGUACAAAUAAAAUAAUUCACGUGUGGAGAAAAGGCACUCCUGAAAAGCCUGCAAUAGAGAGGGCGCCCGUUGUAGCCGCUGACGGAAAAGCUUUAUCAAGACCACAAAUGUAUCAUCUAAUGACCUUCGCGUCGUAUUAACGUGAGUUGUGAUUCAUCAGUCGUAGCCAACGUGCGAUCGUUUCGAUGUUUUCAAUGUGUCUUUAGAAACGCGUAAUGUCUGGGGGUGGGGGGAAACACAACAAGUUAACCUAUAUUAGCCUUUAUCAAUUAGACUGUGCUAUGCCGUUAUCGUGCGUUAAAGUCGAGUCCAAAGUGCUACUACAUGUGUAGAAUAGAGGCUUUUGGAGGUGCCAUGCGGACCGCCAUGCUGCGUCUCAUCACCCGCUCAAGACACGUGUGAGAACGGGAGCAAAAAACAAAAACAAAAACAAACAAACAAACAAACAAAAAAGAGGGAGGCCGAGCUCUUCCGCGCACACACACGUGCGCGCUUCUCUUUGGACGCCUCAAAUAUCGCCCCGCCGUGAUGCAAUCUCCAUGGCGACGGCCGUUUCCUGGGUAACCCCGAGCACCGUUGCCAUGGUGCCCCUGUUUCCACAGAAACCUCCCAGAUGGCUCGGGAGCGACAUUGAAGAUUAGCAUCCGUCUUCAAGGACCGCCGUUGCUGACGUCGGCUCGGCGUGUGCGUGAACGUAGCCUUGCGGAGGGCAUCCAGCAGCGAGCAGAUUGUCUAAAUGCGACGAUCCAAAACAUCCCAUCAACUCCCGCCCUGAAUGAAGGAAGCGGAUGGAGAGACAGCCUUCAAGGAAUUCUGAAUGGACUGUCUAGCUAUCCUGGGUGCAACACCGAUGGUGCCCACCAGGGGGGGCUCCUGACCCACCGAUGGCACAGUGGCUGCAAAGGUACUGCUGCUGGCUUCCUGUUUGUUCGGAAUGCUCCCAAAGAGGUUGUGUCAAAUACUCGUGUCGUUUGCUGAGGUGGAAGCUGUCCAGGUCGCCUGGACGUCUUGAUGCUCCCUCGUCGACUGUCUCUCGUGCAGGGAUGUAAAGGCAGUAUUUCUGUGGACCAAACGGGAUAAACUUGAUUGAUGAAGAAUUCCCCUCUGCCUUCUGACUGGCGUCCUCUGACUUGGUGCCUAUAGCAGCUCCCGCCUGCCAGUCGAUCACCUUUCGAGAAAAAAAAAAAAAAAAAAGUUCGAAAAAUUCAAGAAUUCAAAUGAAAACAAAUAAAUUGGUUGAUACUGUAUAUAAAGUACAGUUUACCAAACAACAUCCUUCAUUUACAGUUGUGGAGCUAGUGUUUUCUAACCGCUCUCUGUUUUUUGUUUGGGAGCAUCGCAGCAUUAAAAAUUGCAAGCAGUGAGAAAAUUCUUCGAGAAGCCCGCGUCAGACAUUUCUCCAUGUUGCUUAAAGUUUUAAAAGUCGGAGAAAACGGCAGCUCAAGGAAACAGCUGGCAGUUUUAAAACACAAAGCACACAAUUCUCUGCAUUUGUAAGGAUUUAUACGUGUGUACUAUAUCAGCGUUUCUGCUAACUGAUCCUCAGAACACAGAUGUCGUUUUCAUAUUGAAAGUGGCAAAAAAGAGGCCAAACAUUGCGUGUUAAGAAACUGUGACACAAAUCAAAGACUGUUAACCACAUGCCUUUGUUAGCUCGAUCAGUGUGCUCUGUAUUGCUAACAUUUAAAAUAUGUUAAAUGUAAUUGUCGCUGCUAUACCCCUGACCUACACAUGCAGAAUGAUAAAAAGGUACACGCAACACAGACAUGCAAACACACGUAGAUGCCUGCUGUGGGAAGCUUGCAUCAGCCCCUGAGUGCUCUAGUGCCGAAUGUUGUCAGGGGGAAGGUUUUGUCACUAUUUGUUCUGUGUUACUCUGUGCUGUCCUAAACAUGACGUAUACAACAAGA